This is a messenger RNA of Ruditapes philippinarum (Manila clam), 2102 nucleotides long. RefSeq lists its product as uncharacterized. The record is from RefSeq and is a predicted model, not a curated record. The transcript has 6 exons. NCBI's taxonomy places the organism in Eukaryota, Metazoa, Mollusca, Bivalvia, Venerida, Veneridae. Bases 261 to 2102 code for a protein of 613 amino acids.
AUUACGAUUCAAAAUAUUUUAAUUCAAGCAAAGAAAGCAUUGAAAAUAUAGUACUGGCUUCUUUGGAAGAAUAAUAUUAUCAGUUUUCAGUUAUAACAUGCGCUACUGUGAUUACAUAUACACUUAUAAAAUAAAAAUAUUUUCAAGAUGAACUUUAUGCACAAUUUUGAUAAAACUUGAUUCAAAACACCGUGAAUGGAUUAAAGAAAACACCUUACCAUGAUUCUGUAACAAAGAUUUGACAUAAGGAAGGAACGAAAAUGGCACAGAAGCUAGAAAACCGUGCCAAUCUAUUUCGUAUACAAAUUCUCAUUAUAGAUGGAGGCCUGCUUGCUUUAAGAAAUAAAAUUGACCAGACCCUAACUGCACAAGGCAUAACAUUAAGUGCAUGUUUGAAUAACGAAAAGAAAUUAAUUUACAGUUUGAAAAGCAGCCGGAUCAUAACACAGGUACAAUAUGACAUAUUGUUUCCAACGAGUGGUCCAGUCCCAACUACGUCAGAUAUGGACAUCACGCUUAUCAUAUGUCUUUUAAGGAGCCUGAAAUUGUUUGGAUUGAAUAAGAAAUUCGACUGGAACGCAACACCUUUAUUUACCGAUAAAUCAGUUGAGGCAGAUAUAUGUCGGUUAAAAGCUUACCGAAAUGAAAUAAGCCAUAUAGCAGAAACAACUGCAAUACAAGCAAAUGACUUUGCAACUUGGCGGAAUGACAUCGAGCAGAUACUGGUUCGACUAAGUUCUCCACCUCUGAAUAUUCAGCAAAAUAUUGCCGACUUUAAAGAUUGCCCUCUAGAUCCAGACGAAGAGAAAAGGGUACAAGAAGAAAUUAAAAAGUGGAAGGACUAUGAAGCUGAUGUUGAUCGACUGAAAGAAGAAAUGACAGAUGUAAAAGAAAGGGUUACUGAAGUGGAGAAUAAGCAAGAGUUGAUCUACAGACGACUAAAUGAAGGUGUCUCUUCUAUGCAGACGGAGGAGGAAAAAUAUAAAAAACGCAAGAAAGAGCUGAAAGAUGGUUUGAUAACAUUUUACAAAACAAGACACAGUAAAGUUUUCCUGUCGCCUCUUUUUGAAGAGAAAGACACUCCGCUGGUUUCUUUCUAUGUCAGACCGGACCUGAGCUCAAUAGACUCAACAACGACGAAAAGUGAGGACAGAUUACCAGUUAAAUCAUUGUCGGAGAUUUUUAAAACUGAAAAUAAGCAAAAUCUAGAAAUAUAUGUACUCGCUGAUGCUGGAAUCGGAAAAACUGCAUUUUCUAAAUAUUUGGCUAACGUGUGGUGUCAAGCUCAUUGCCAUGACGAAGACAUGAAUAAAUCAUUGUUAAAAAAUGAUAUAGAAUGUAUGCAUGAAUUUGAUUUCUUAUUUCUUGUCUUAUUGCGAGAUGCAGACGAUUUAUGCUCUAUAGACGAGCUCAUAUUUGAAAAGAUUGUUUCAAAUUUGGGUCUGAAAGAAACGCUUUCCAAAGAUGCCCUUCUUGAAAUUUUGAAUAAUGAGAAAUGCGUCGUUAUACUUGAUGGACUGGACGAAUGGACUCAUCCCGAGGAGAAAAGUGACAAGAAAUGUUACAGAUCACCGAAAUCGAUACCCCACAGGAAUGACCGAGAAAAGUGUACAGUACUGACUACCACACGACCGUGGAAAUUAGGUGUUUUGGGUCUAGAUUCGUGUCAAUUAGGAAAAAAAGUAGAACUUACAAAACUAAGUUACGAUUCAGCAUUUACACUUACAGAAAGGAUAUUACAAAGAUGGAAGUCUUCUCGGAAUAAGGAUGCCUUACAAAUUGAAGUAACACAGUUCAUAAAAACAAUUAGUUGGAGACACAACGCUGAGCUUGCUUUUGUACCUCUGCUUUUAAUAUAUAUAACCUGUUUAUGGUGUGACGGUGUUCAAAUAGAGAGUUCAAACUGUGAUAUCUAUAUAAAUAUAGUCGAGCUUCUUUUAUCGAGAACGAUUAAGAUCCAUGGGGAGCUUCAACAAUCCCAUGAACUUUCUUCCAGUGACAUCCCAGAAUGCUUUGCUGAAUAUGAUAACUGUACGAAAUACUAUCCACUUCUGAUGCAUUUAGGGAAAUUAGCUUAUUUAUUCUGUAUUUUAGUGAAAUAA